CAAGUAUCUAUAUCCAGACAAUUACAAAUUCACGACACACUGAUUUGACAAUUCCCUUUUUGUCUAUCGUGUCCGUACAAUCUCCCUCCCAAAUCAAUCCAUGGUCUCCUACUUCGCAACCCUUCCAAAACCCUAAAACCCCAAAUCCAAAACCUUUCCCAUCCUUUCAUUUUCCAUUUUAAUUAUGGAAUCCGUAGUCACUACUGAAGGCGAUUCUGCCGCCUCCAGCGGCGGCGGAGGUGGCGGAGGCGGAGGCGGAGGGGCGCAGCAACAGCAGCAAACUCCGUCGCCGAUGCCGAGUGGAACUGGGCCGCCGCCGUUUCUGAGCAAGACGUACGACAUGGUGGACGACCCGGCGACCGACCCGAUACUGUCGUGGAGCCCCACCAACAACAGCUUCGUGGUUUGGAACCCGCCGGAGUUCGCUAGGGAUUUGCUUCCCAAGUACUUCAAGCACAGUAACUUCUCUAGCUUCGUCAGACAACUCAACACCUACGGUUUUAGGAAGGUUGAUCCAGACCGCUGGGAAUUUGCAAAUGAGGGUUUUUUGAGGGGUCAAAAACACCUGCUUAAGAGUAUUAGUCGGCGAAAACCUACACAUGGACACAGUCAGCAACAGCCACAGCAAUCACAUGGACAGAAUUCAUCAGUGGGGGCUUGUGUAGAGGUCGGGAAGUUUGGCCUGGAGGAAGAGGUAGAGAGGCUUAAAAGGGACAAGAAUGUGCUUAUGCAGGAACUUGUCAGGCUGAGGCAGCAGCAACAAACUACCGACAAUCAGCUGCAAACCAUGGUGCAGCGUCUUCAGGGCAUGGAGCAGCGGCAACAACAAAUGAUGUCAUUCCUAGCAAAGGCUGUGCAGAGCCCUAGCUUCUUGGCUCAAUUUGUGCAACAGCAAAAUGAGAGCAACAGGCGCAUUACUGAAGCCAACAAAAAACGAAGGCUCAAGCAAGAAGGUAUUUCUGAGAGCGAACAUUCUACUACUACUUCUGAUGGACAGAUUAUUAAGUAUCAGCCUCAAAUGAAUGAGACAACUACAAUGCUUAGGCAGAUCAUGAAAAUUGAUGCUAAUUCCAGGCUUGAACCUUUUAAAAACAAUGAUAGUUUUCUGAUUGCUGAUGGUUCAUCUUCAUCUGAUGCAACGGACACUGGUAGCUCUCCAAGCCGUUUAUCUGGAGUGAGACUGCAAGAGGUAGCACCAACAACAGGGCAGUCAUCUUAUAUGCCAUCAUCUUCAAGGGUAGCUCCAAGGGUAUCAGGGAAUGGACCCUCAGCUGCAACUUCCGAAAUUCAAUCUUCACCUCGUGCUGUAACUUCUGAUAAAGUUACAACACCAUUCCCAGAUAUGAGUGUGCUGGUUGGAGCACAAGAUGCACCUUCCAUUUCAAUUCCUGAGGCAGAUGUAAUCAUGCCUGAGCUCUCUCAAAUACCUGAAAUGAUGCCUGGAAGUAUUGUUGAUAUUCCUGAACAAACUUACAUUGGACUUGAGACAGGCAAGAGUGGAUUUCUAGAUCCCACUUCUUUGGAAGUGAAUGAGCCAAUUCCCAUAGACAUUGAUAAUAUUUCCCCAGAUCCUGAUAUUGAUGCCUUGCUAGACAAUUCUGACUUUUGGGAUAACUUCCUUGUGCAAAGUCCAAUGCCUGAGGACAUUGAAUUAAACUCUGCAGAUGGUUUGUCCAAGGAGAAUGAAGCGCAGCCAGAUGAGAAUGGAUGGGAAAAAUCUCAGCAUGUGGACAAGCUAACAGAACAAAUGGGCCUUCUUACAUCAGAUACCAAAAGGGUUUGAUAGUGGUGACUAAUUGCCCAUAUGGGGACCCUAGAUUUAGUAUACUCUAUUUUUUUAAUUUGGAUUUUCCUUUGCCUCAUGUUGGUGCUGAGUUAAAUGAACGAGCAAAGUGGUGUUAGUGGCUAUAUUUUCCUUUGUACAGUUUGAUGCCCUGCUCUAUGGAAUGACUGUAGACAGCCUUUGUUUGAA
This is a messenger RNA of Quercus lobata, 1972 nucleotides long. It is a transcript of the gene HSFA1D, whose product is annotated as heat shock transcription factor A1D. Gene Ontology annotation, molecular function: RNA polymerase II cis-regulatory region sequence-specific DNA binding; DNA-binding transcription factor activity. NCBI's taxonomy places the organism in Eukaryota, Viridiplantae, Streptophyta, Magnoliopsida, Fagales, Fagaceae. Bases 185 to 1783 code for a protein of 532 amino acids. Gene Ontology annotation, cellular component: nucleus. The record is from RefSeq and is a predicted model, not a curated record. The transcript has 2 exons. Gene Ontology annotation, biological process: regulation of transcription by RNA polymerase II; cellular response to heat.